Cydia amplana is the source of this 2341-nucleotide messenger RNA. RefSeq names its product mitogen-activated protein kinase kinase kinase 7-like (gene Tak1). Gene Ontology annotation, biological process: protein phosphorylation; JNK cascade; immune response. Gene Ontology annotation, molecular function: magnesium ion binding; ATP binding; MAP kinase kinase kinase activity. The record is from RefSeq and is a predicted model, not a curated record. The transcript is spliced from 10 exons. Bases 173 to 2287 code for a protein of 704 amino acids. NCBI's taxonomy places the organism in Eukaryota, Metazoa, Arthropoda, Insecta, Lepidoptera, Tortricidae.
CAGUUUCAAAUAUGGCGGCCCUGUCGCAGUUGCUAUUCUCUGCCAAACAAUACUGAGAAAAUUGAUAUAACCAACCAUUUUUACCUAAUGAUAAGUAAUUUUAAAUAAGUCUUUUAAAUUAGUAAUAUUUGUAAGAACUAGUCAACUUGAUAAUGUGAUAUUUAGUGUACCCAUGGCUUCCAAUCCGCAAGAUUCGCCUGUCGUACAGCAGACGUUAACAUUUGUCGAAGAGAUAAAUUACAGUGAGAUAGAAGAGUUACAGGUCGUGGGAAAGGGGGCGUUCGGUGUUGUGUGGAAGGGUCUAUGGCGGAACACAUUCGUGGCUGUGAAGCAUAUCAACUCAGAGGCUGAGAAACGUGAGUUCGCGAUAGAAGUGCGACAGUUGUCGCGUGUGUCGCACCCGAACAUCGUGCGGCUGUAUGGGGCGUGUACACAGGGCACAAAUGUAUGUCUGGUGAUGGAAUAUGCUGAGGGGGGCUCCCUUUAUAACGUCCUACACAACCGCCCGAAGCCUAAAUAUACUGCUGCUCAUGCUAUGAGUUGGGCUCGGCAGUGUGCAGAGGGUGUUGCAUAUCUCCAUUCAAUGAAGCCCAAGCCCUUAAUACACAGAGAUUUAAAGCCCCCAAACCUGCUGCUGGUGGGUGGUGGGCAGUGCCUGAAGAUUUGUGACUUCGGAACUGCUGCUGAUAAAGCUACAUACAUGACUAAUAAUAAAGGCAGUGCCGCAUGGAUGGCUCCGGAAGUAUUUGAGGGCUCAAACUACACAGAAAAAUGUGAUGUCUUCUCGUGGGGUAUUAUUCUAUGGGAGGUGUUAUCUAGAAGAAAGCCUUUCGAAGAAGGUGGUUCAGCAUUUCAAAUUAUGUGGGCAGUACAUUUAGGGCAAAGGCCAAAUCUAAUACAGGGAUGUCCCGAACCCAUUGAGCAACUUAUGACACAGUGCUGGCACAAGAAACCAGCGGAAAGACCCAGUAUGGCUAAGGUUGUAGAAAUAAUGGCGGCGUUGUGCGAAUUCUUCCCCGGCGCUGACACUCCAAUCAACUACGAGGAUUGCGAAGACGACGAUUCCGAAAGCUUAGACGAGGAAUACAUGGUCUCGUACAACGACACCAUGGAAAGCCUCGACCGCGAGGACCUAUCCAACACCCCCACUAACUACCCCGUAGAAACCCAGUCCAACCCAGUACCUCUCCGGAACAAACCUCCCACCUCCCCUAGACCCCGAAGCUUCGUCGAAACACAAGUUUCAAAGCUCCAACACAUAAUGGCUGCCGAAGCUCAACCGAAAACCUCAGCAUUAGCCCGAGAAGAACCCGACAUACACAAUCGGAUAGGCCCCGUUAGCAUCCCACAGCAAUUCAGAAAACCGGAGUUAGACAGGUCACCUGUCAUACAGACUACUUCAAGCUCCCCAGUGCCCGGCAGAGGCCCUAUAAGCGAAGGAAGCACGCCUCAAGAUACAUUAAGAGUCAUAAGGAGUCCUAAUAUUUUCAGUGAGAGUUCAUCGCCUAGAGGAAUCUCUCCUAUAGUCAAUUAUAACAUCGGCAAUAUGAACCCUAGGCAUAUAGACAUAGAGCAGUAUUGGAACAGUCAGAGCGAUAAAUUAUCCCCCGCAAGGAGUCCUUUGGCCAGUAAUACAAGUAAUUCAGUGCGGGAGGACUACAAUCAGAACUAUUGUGACAGAUUAAGCGCAGGAAAUAGUCCAAUGACGCCAAUGAACGAGUGGAAAUGUAACAAUAAGAUGUACAAUGGAAACGUACAGAGAUUGCCGGCCGACGCGAGAUAUACACCUUUACAGAUUGAAGUAGAUCCUAACGCGUGGGAGCUCAACCAAGAUGACCAAGCUCUGUACGAUUACGUCGGAGUCAAGAACAUGGCCGGAUUCGAUAAAUUCAUCACUAUGGGCAACAGUAGCGGCUCGCCCUCGGGCCCCGUCGGCGCGGCGCCGCCCGAACCCGACCCGGCGCUCGAUUCCAUGCACAUGAUGCUGGACCCGCAUCUGCGGCCCAUCUCCCCGGACCUCAACAACGAGGAGUCCAAGCGCAUCUUCGACGAGCACAAGCAGCUCGCGCAGGAGUACCUCAAGAUACAGACGGAGUUGGCGUAUCUCAGCCAGCACAAGACUGAGCUCGAGGAGCAAAUGGACCCCAACGAGCUUCAGCAGAAGAGGGAAGUCAUACAGUUACAAAAUGAGAAGGAAUCCUUGAUCAAGUUGUUCUGCAGCCUCAACAAGCAGUUGGCGCGAGUGGACAGCGACAGCUGGCUGCUGCCCGACGACACGCACGAGUGACGCGCCGCCACGCCCACCCAGGGACCAGCACGCCCGUGCCAUAAGGACUAUACU